GGCCGCUUCUCCCCCCGCCCCUCGCUCCUUAGCAACCGGUCGCGCCUGGCCCGCGAGGCCGAACCCGCUGCCGCCUGGGCCGGACUCGGUCCGUGGGGACUGCGGCGCAUCCGGCUUGGCUCAGCUCGGCGCGGCCGGCAGGAUGAAGCAGCCAUUAGUGGAUGACACUGAGGAUGUGUCUCUUGACUUUGGGAAUGAAGAGGAACUGGCAUUAAGGAAAGCAAAAAUCAGGCAUCCCCUGGCUACCUUUUUUCACCUGUUUUUCCGAGUGAGUGCUAUUGUUACCUACUUGCUCUGUGACUGGUUCAGCAAAAGCUUUGUUGCCUGUUUUGUCACUAUUCUUCUCCUUCUGUCCUUUGACUUCUGGUCUGUUAAGAAUGUAACUGGAAGACUCUUAGUUGGCUUACGUUGGUGGAACCAGAUUGAUGAAGAUGGAAAAAGCCACUGGGUUUUUGAAGCAAAAAAGGUAUCUACAAGCAUAGCUGCCUCAACCGAAGUUGAAGCUCGAAUCUUUUGGCUUGGACUGAUUAUCUGUCCAGUUAUUUGGACAGUGUUCUUUUUUAGCACUUUGUUUUCCUUGAAGUUGAAAUGGCUGGCUCUUGUGAUAGCUGGAAUCUCCCUUCAAGCUGCUAACUUAUAUGGAUACAUCCACUGUAAAUUAGGAGGGAAAAAAAGCAUCAGCAAAAUAACUUCGAGGUUUUUGUCACAGCAGAUGUUUCAGAGGGAGAGACAAGAAGAAAUUCAGGGUAUGGAUGUCCUGAAGGAUAUGGAAAUACAUAACCACUAGGUGACUGUACACUCUGAUCACAAAAGAGGAGACAAUCCUAAAUUUAAGUGACUGCACUCUAAAUAUGGAACUCUGCUAAUCAAAGAAAAAGAUGUCCGAGUGAUCUUAUCCAAUGAAACACAGCAUGGAAAUGCACACUACAAUUAAUCCUCAAAUGAAGAAGGCUUGAAAGUACUAAUAUUUAAAAAGAGACUCAGGUAAAUGUUCCAAUGAAAAUAUGUAUUUAAUAUAUAAGAGUUUCUGAAUAAAGUCUAUAUGUGAACAUCUUUGGAGAUUAUUUCACUAAUGACAUAUGCAAGAUUUCAGGUAUCACAAAAUAGUGCAUCAGAGGUGAAAUCUACAUGCAGUAAGUGACUUAUUUCUAUAAACUUAU
This is a messenger RNA of Mauremys mutica (yellowpond turtle), 1160 nucleotides long. It is a transcript of the gene TVP23A, whose product is annotated as trans-golgi network vesicle protein 23 homolog A. Gene Ontology annotation, biological process: vesicle-mediated transport; protein secretion. NCBI's taxonomy places the organism in Eukaryota, Metazoa, Chordata, Testudines, Geoemydidae. The record is from RefSeq and is a predicted model, not a curated record. Gene Ontology annotation, cellular component: Golgi membrane. The transcript has 8 exons. Bases 143 to 787 code for a protein of 214 amino acids.